UACGUUAAAAAUUGGAAUCAUUAUCCUUCCCAAACACUCCAAAACAUAAAACCAUUGACGGAACCAACCUUCUUCUACUCAGGAAGAAGAUGAACUUCACCUUCUUUGCAAUCAUCACCAUCCUCUGCACUUUAGGCUUUACUCACGCUUAUGAAUCUCCACCAUAUACCGUAAUCCACGCCGAAUCAGACUUCGAGAUCAGACUAUACAAAGACUCAGUCUGGAUGACCGCACCCGUCAAAGAAACAUCCUUUCGAAAAGCCACCAACGAUGGCUUCCACAGGUUGUUCCAGUAUAUAGAAGGUGCAAAUUUAAACAAUUCGCGUGUAGCGAUGACUAUACCGGUUUUAACAAGCAUUGUUCCUGGAGCAGGGCCUCUUGAUUCAUCAGCAUAUGUUGUCCAUUUCUACUUACCUGACAAGUUUCAAGCCACACCUCCACUGCCUCUGCCUGAACUUAACCUUAAACCUGAUUCAUGGACCACAACUUGUAAAGCGGUCCGCCAGUUCUCCGGUUUCGCGAGAGAUAAGAACACGGUUGAAGAGGCUGGGAAGCUGGAGACCAGCUUGAGGGGGUCGGGAUACUCUACGUCUUCGGCUAGUAACUUUGCGUACUCGAUUGCGCAGUAUAAUUCUCCGCUUAAGUUUUUCGGGAGGUUGAAUGAGGUUUGGGUGGAUGUUGAUGGUUGUGAGUCUGCUAAAGUGGCUGCAUACUGAAGUUGUGUUGACCGUGGGCUCGGGUUUAGCCGGCUAGUGUCAAGGUCAGGAUUACUUGACUGCUAACUUGUGUAUAUUAUGUUGGUGGAAUAAUUAUCAACUCCUUAAUACCAAUCUUAUGUUCAUAUGUAUUGUCAUUUCAUUACUUUCAUAUCAGUGUCCAGUUUAUUGUUAUUUCA
Molecule: messenger RNA, 895 nt
Organism: Helianthus annuus (common sunflower)
Lineage: Eukaryota; Viridiplantae; Streptophyta; Magnoliopsida; Asterales; Asteraceae
Product: heme-binding protein 2
Exons: 2
Coding region: 90-716 (208 amino acids)
Source: RefSeq, a predicted model, not a curated record